Messenger RNA from Pochonia chlamydosporia 170, 1845 nucleotides. RefSeq names its product cupredoxin. NCBI's taxonomy places the organism in Eukaryota, Fungi, Ascomycota, Sordariomycetes, Hypocreales, Clavicipitaceae. The record is from RefSeq and is a predicted model, not a curated record. The transcript is spliced from 6 exons. Gene Ontology annotation, molecular function: copper ion binding; oxidoreductase activity. The coding region runs from base 1 to 1845 and encodes 614 amino acids.
AUGCGUUUCAUUCAAGAGUUCGUCCCUGCGAUAACCGCUCUGGCCGCGGCGUUGGUUGGAGGAGCAUCUGCAGUCACCCACGGUGAAAAGUUCGCCCCAGAUGCCGUUCUUCGCGUCACCGAGGUUGAGAGGAAACAGUCAUGUGUGCCUGCGAAAGAGAUUUUGGUAGUCAAUGGCACUAGUCCAGGGCCAGCUCUUACAUUCACGGAGGGUGACACGGUUUGGAUCAGAGUUCACAAUGAUAUUCCUCAUCAAAAUCUUACUAUGCAUUGGCAUGGCCUUACAAUGGGAACAGCUCCCUUCUCCGAUGGAACUCCCCAGGCUGCACAGUGGCCCAUUCCACCUGGUCAUUUCUUUGACUAUGAGCUUCAUGUUCCAAUUGGCAUGGCGGGAACAUACUUUUAUCAUUCGCAUGUCGGAUUCCAAGCCAUCUCUGCUACGGGGCCUUUAAUUAUUGAGGAUCUGCGUGAACCCCCCCACCACUACGACGACGAACGUAUCCUUUUGAUACAAGAUGUCUUCCCACACACUGAUGAGUAUAUCGAGAAAGCGUUACUUGCUGUUCCCAUGGAGUAUGAAAGAGCCCAAGAAAUGGUGCUUAUCAAUGGAAAGGGAGGCGGACUAACUAGUCCGGGAACGAAUUGCAAUUCGUCGCUGGCUGUCAUUAACGUUGAUCCUGGAAAAACCUACCGCAUGAGACUUAUUGGUGGAACUGCCUUGUCGUUCGACAUUCUGGCCUUUGAGGGGCACGAGAAUCUCGAAGUGAUUGAAGCUGAUGGAGCGUACACUGAGCGACACAACACCUCGUUCAUGCAGGUCGCUCCCGGCCAACGAUUUAGCUUUCUUCUUCAUACUCUUGAAAAGCCAGAGAAGCAGUAUUACUACUUGCAGGUGGAAAGCCGCGAAUUUGGAGGACUCACUCGCUCGUACGCAGUCCUCAACUAUGGCGCUGAAGAAGCAACAGGAGACAGUCCCGCAGUCUAUCCACCAGAAACGCCUCCCAUUACCUUGCCUGAAACGGAUUCGUACUGGCUAGAAUACUCACUUCGACCGUACAACAACUCAGCGCACCCACUCGCAUCAAUGUCAGCACAGAAUUUUCCCAGGGCAGACGAAGUGACGCGACGAGUCAAUAUCACAUCUCAUCUUUCGAUUCCUAACGGCGGCCUACUUUACAAGCUGAACGGCUACACGUGGAAUGAAGGUCUCAUUCAUGAGCCUUACCUUGUAUCUCUCUAUAAAGAUGGCGGUUCCAACUGGCCCUCUAUGGAACGCGCUAUCCAGAAUGAUGGUUUGGAUCCAGUAACUUAUGCAUUCCCAGCUCGCAUGGGAGAGGUGCUUGAGAUUGUUGUUCAGGGAACCGGUUCUGAAGGUAAUGGAACAGAGACGCAUCCCUGGCACGCUCAUGGGGCUCAUUAUUGGGAUUUGGGCUCUGGACCCGGUGUGUAUGAUCGCGAGGCAAAUGAGGCAAAAUGGAAGAGUUCUGGAGGACAUCCCAUUAAGAGAGAUACAACCAACCUCUACAAGUAUACCGGAAUGGCACCAAAUGGAACUCUCUCAGCAUGGAGGGCCUGGAGAAUUAAAAUUGAUCAUCCAGGUGUAUGGAUGAUUCAUUGCCAUCUCUUGCCGCAUAUGGUAUGGGGAAUGAAUACGGCCUGGGUUAUGGGGAACCAGUCUGAAGUGCUUGGAUUGAUCGACCGACCGGGUGUGGAAGGCUAUCUUGCAUACGGAGGAAGCGUAGUUGGCAAUGAGACCCACCCCCCUGAUGUGAUUGAGUUCUUCGAACUCAGUGACUGGGUUAGUGACUGGAGAAAAGAGCAAAAAGGGGAUGCGGCUCCGAAGUAG